AUGAUUGAUGCUGUGAGUCUCUUCAUGGGUUUGUUGUGUUUGUCCUGUUCUGACGGGGUGGACCAUGGAUCCGUGCACGUCCAUGACGACACGGCUGACGUCACGACGCGUCAUCAGCCACUCCGCAAGAAGAGUAGUCGGGCGUCCGCCAUGGAGUUGACUCAGCAGCUAGAGAGGUUGAUUUUGGGAGUGAAGAUGACCCUCACCGUGACACUUCUACUCCUGGUACUGCUCGCCGUUGCGGGGCUGAGCCGGGCCCAGGUCAAGACCUCUCUCCUGGAUUUGACCAACAGCAUCGGGAGCAUCCUUCCCAGACUCAGCCGACCAGCAAACCACAGCCGCAUCUUCUAUGCAGUGAUGUUUGAUGCAGGGAGCACGGGGACACGCAUCCACGUCUACACCUUCAUCCAGAGCGACUCAGAGGAGCUGCCUCUUUUGGACAAUGAGAUGUUCCACUCCAUAAAGCCCGGUUUGUCAGCAUAUGCUGACUCUCCCGAAAUGGCUGGACACACAGUGAGGAUGUUGUUGACGGUGGCCAAGAAGACUGUGCCUCGUCUGGAGUGGAAGAGAACUCCGCUGGUGCUCAGAGCCACGGCCGGACUUCGGCUGCUGGACGCAGAGAAAGCCCAGGUUCUCUUGGUGCAGGUUCAACAUGUGUUUGAUGAAUCUCCCUUUUUGGUCCCAGACAACAGCGUCAGCAUAAUGAACGGCACAUAUGAAGGGAUCCUGGCUUGGAUAUCUGUGAACUAUCUGACAGGUCACCUGAAUGCACAAAUCAAAAAGACAGUGGGAAUCUUGGAUCUGGGAGGAGGAUCCACGCAGAUCACUUUCCUGCCAAAACUGAGGAAAACCAUUGAAAGUGUCCCUGUCGCUGAUUACGUUGCCAGAUUUGGCUUCUCCAACACAACGUUUGAAUUGUACACUUACAGUUACCUUGGAAAUGGACUGAUGGCAGCGCGGCUGGCCACACUGGGCGCUUUGGGUGCAGAAGGGUUGGAGUGGCGAGUCUUUAAAAGUUCCUGCCUGCCAAAGAAGUUCAGGGAUGAAUGGAGUUUUGGAGGUCUGACCUAUCAAGUUAGCGGGGACCCAGAUGGUAAUGCAGGAUACAAGCUUUGUUAUCAGGAAGUACUUAAGGUGGUGAAGGGGAUUAUUCAUCAGCCGUAUGAGGUCCAAGACAGCAACGUAUUCUAUGCAUUCUCCUAUUACUUUGACAGAGCUGUGGAUGCAGGCCUUAUCGAUGGGGUCCAAGGAGGGAGUCUGGAGGUCAGAGACUUCAAGAAGAGAGCCAAAGAAGUGUGCAGUAGGAUGACCAAGUACCCUACCGUCAGUUCCUUCCUGUGCAUGGACAUGACCUACAUCACUUGUCUGCUCAAGGAUGGAUUCGGCUUCAAGGAGAGCACCGUGCUGCAGUUGACCAAGAAAGUGAAUAACGUGGAGGCAAGCUGGGCUUUGGGCGCCACGUUGGACCACUUCCACAACCUGAAGAUCCACUGAGGCGAA
Molecule: messenger RNA, 1500 nt
Organism: Anoplopoma fimbria (sablefish)
Lineage: Eukaryota; Metazoa; Chordata; Actinopteri; Perciformes; Anoplopomatidae
Product: ectonucleoside triphosphate diphosphohydrolase 5-like
Exons: 16
Coding region: 1-1494 (497 amino acids)
Biological process (GO): nucleoside diphosphate catabolic process
Cellular component (GO): membrane
Molecular function (GO): GDP phosphatase activity; UDP phosphatase activity
Source: RefSeq, a predicted model, not a curated record